Xiphophorus couchianus (Monterrey platyfish) is the source of this 1605-nucleotide messenger RNA. RefSeq names its product desmin a (gene desma). The coding region runs from base 114 to 1541 and encodes 475 amino acids. Gene Ontology annotation, biological process: skeletal muscle organ development; intermediate filament organization. The transcript has 10 exons. Gene Ontology annotation, molecular function: structural constituent of cytoskeleton. Gene Ontology annotation, cellular component: Z disc; intermediate filament; cytoplasm. The record is from RefSeq and is a predicted model, not a curated record. NCBI's taxonomy places the organism in Eukaryota, Metazoa, Chordata, Actinopteri, Cyprinodontiformes, Poeciliidae.
CGCCUGCCAUUUCUUCACCAAGUUUUUCUUCCGCUUGCCUGGUGGGACUGUUGGGCCUUAACACCCGAAGCAGCUUCUUUGAACCCACAAACCAACUAAGCAGUCAAGUAACCAUGAGCAAAUCCUACUCCUCGUCAACCCAGAGUGCCUCCUCCUACCGCCGGACCUUUGGUUCUGGUGUUGGUUCAUCACCAAUGUCAUCCCUCUUCUCCUCCUUAGGAGGAGGUCGAGGCUCUGCUUCCAGCCAUAUGUCUUCCAGAGUGUACGAGGUCAAGAGUUCCGCUGUUCCCUCCUUCUCCAGCUUCAGAGUUUCUUCUGGAGCUGGGGGAGCAGGAUGUGGCUCCUCAACAGCUGUGCGUACUUAUGGAGGCGAGAAGCUCGACUUUAACCUUGCAGACGCCAUGAACCAAGACUUUCUCAACACAAGGACCAAUGAGAAGGCCGAGCUUCAGCACCUCAACGACCGCUUCGCCAGCUACAUUGAGAAGGUACGCUUCCUGGAGCAGCAGAAUGCUGCUCUGACCGUGGAGAUUGAGAAGCUGAGGGUUCGCGAGGGUCCUGGCCGUGUGGCUGAGCUGUAUGAGGAGGAAAUGAGGGAGCUGAGGAGGCAGAUCGAGACCCUCACCAACCAACGUGCCAGGGUGGAAGUGGAGAGGGACAACCUGGCUGAUGAUCUGCAGAAGCUAAAGCUAAGACUGCAAGAAGAAAUCCACCAGAAGGAAGAAGCUGAGAAUAACCUGUCUGCCUUCAGAGCUGAUGUUGACAGUGCCACUCUGGCCAGGCUGGACCUGGAGCGGCGCAUUGAGAGCCUGCAAGAAGAGAUUGCCUUCCUCAAGAAAAUCCAUGAAGAGGAGAUCCGAGAGCUGCAGAGCCAGAUGCAGGACACUCAGGUCCAGAUCCAGAUGGACAUGUCCAAGCCUGAUCUGACUGCUGCUCUCAGGGACAUCCGCAUGCAAUAUGAAGCCAUUGCUGCAAAGAACAUUGCAGAGGCUGAAGACUGGUACAAGUCUAAGGUGUCUGAUCUGAACCAAGCUGUGAACAAGAACAACGACGCUCUGCGGCAGGCCAAACAGGACACCAUGGAGUACAGGCACCAGAUCCAGUCCUACACCUGUGAAAUCGACUCUCUCAAGGGCACUAAUGAGUCUCUGCUGCGCCAGAUGAGAGAAAUGGAGGACAGGACGGGCCGGGAAGCCUCUGGCUACCAGGAUACCAUUGCACGGCUGCAGGAAGACAUUGCCAAGAUGAAGGAUGAUAUGGCUCGCCACCUGAGGGAGUACCAGGACCUCCUCAAUGUGAAGAUGGCUCUUGAUAUCGAAAUUGCCACCUAUCGCAAGCUGCUGGAGGGAGAGGAGAGCAGGAUCACCACCACUAUGCCUGUCCAGUCUGCCUAUUCUUCCAUUGGAUUCAGAGAGACCAGUCCUGAAUCCCAGCGUGGAUCAGAGGUUCACUCCAAGAAAACUGUUCUUAUCAAGACUAUUGAGACCCGCGAUGGAGAGGUUGUCAGCGAGUCAACACAGCAUCAACAGGACAUCAUGUAAAGAGACAACAUGAAAUGAAAAAUAAUAAAAUAUCAACAAAUAUAGAAACUGUUUCUUACCAUUA